GUUCGACAGCCACGGAUCCUCCACAAGUCUGUGAGGAAGAAGAGGAAGAGAGGAGGGAAGGGAAGAGAAGCCAGGAAUGAGAGGAUGAGGCUGUGUUGAAAUGAAGACAGAGAGGAAAAGAAACAAGAAGAAGUGACAAGAAGAGGGGGAAAGACUGCACCGUCACCAAACAACAGAGCAGAAAUGAUAGCUGUUUUUAAAGGUUAACAUGUCUGAAACUCCAAAGAAAGUGCAGGACAAAUUAAUUUUCAGGUCCAGGUAGAGAACAACACAGAGUUAAGUACCAGGUGGAGAUGCCCCAAACGCUCCUGACAGAUCCAGAGGAAAGACGAGGACCGAGUCGUUGUGGAAGCAGCCAGUCGGCCUUCAAGACCUGACCCCGGUUCAGAGGAGAACGAGAUGGAUAUGUGCAGCCGGCUUUGUUUGUCACAGACCGUGAGUGGACGGCUCUGAAAAGGAUCUUCACAAGGACUAACAGAUGCUGAAUUUACUGCUGGAGCUAAACACAAAGCCUCAACCGAAGAAAGGCAGUGGAUAAACUUCUAAAAGGCCCCUCAGGCCCAGCCAGGAUGCUUGAACGAGUGAGCGACUACCAGGGCCAGAGCUUUCACAAGCUCAGACGGGCUUGCCUUCGCCGGGGCGUGCUCUUCAAGGAUCCUCUGUUCCCCACCACUGACCAGUCCCUCUUUUACAAGAGGACAUCCCCGCCGGGACUGACUUGGAAGAGGCCGAGGGAGAUAUGUAAAGACCCUCGUCUGUUUGUGGAUGGCAUCAGCACUCGUGACUUGCACCAAGGCAGUUUAGGUGACUGCUGGAUGGUGGCCGCCAUUUCCUGCCUCGCCUCUGAGCCGUCACUUUGGAAAAAGGUUAUUCCUGACCACACUGAUCAGGAAUGGAACCCAAAGCGUCUUGACUUGUACGCGGGAAUCUUCCAUUUCCGGUUUUGGCGCCUCGGUAGUUGGGUGGAUGUUGUGGUGGACGACCGUCUGCCAGUCAGUGGGGAUGGGGUGCUGCUCUUCUGCCGCUCAGCAACACCAAGAGAGUUUUGGAGCGCCCUGCUGGAGAAGGCUUACGCCAAAUUAAACGGCUGCUAUGAGGCUUUGGAGGGAGGAAACACUGCAGAGGCCCUCAUCGACUUCACUGGUGGGGUUUCAGAGCCCCUCAGUCUGGACCGGGAAUCCCUCGGCCUGAACAGCAGCCAGAGGAAGGCGCUCUUUCAGACAUUAGCAAAGGUCCACGAACACAAAUCCCUGAUCACCUGCUACAUACGGCCAGCUGAAGGGGAGACUGUGGAAUCCGUGUUGGACUGUGGGCUUGUGAGAGGACACGCCUACGGGAUGACAGCCGUGAGGAAGGUGAGGCUCGGGGAGAGGCUGCUGAAGACAGGCGGGACGCCCCGACUCUUUAUGGUGCGCAUGAGGAACCCAUGGGGGACGUCGGACUGGACGGGUGCCUGGAGUCAGGGGUCAGAGCAGUGGCAGCAACUGAGUCGUGCUGAUAGGGAGAAAAUGGGACUCAUUGUUCGUGAUGUCGGGGAGUUCUGGAUGGACUUCCAGGACUUCUGUCGCUACUUCACAGAUGUGGUGGUGUGCCAGCUGGUGGAGAGGGCUCUGCUGUGGCCAAGCUCACAUUGGGGGGAAGUGCAGUGCUACGGGGAGUGGGUUCCUGCUCCCACUGACCCUGGAGGACCUCCGUCCACCCUGCCCCACAGUAGCAUGGCUCUGAUUCUGAAUAACAUCAGUCAUGGAGGAGCCAAGCAGCAACGCACAGGGAAAGAGACCUGGCUGGGGGAGAGUCAACAGGAGCGAUCAAAAGGAAGAAGAUGUGGAAAGAACAUGAAACAGAAAAAUAAUGGGAAGAUGAGUGUAGUUUGGGAUGCACAAACUGACAGGAGGAGUCGAUGUGGGGGGUGUAUGAACCACAGGGACACCUUUUUGCACAAUCCACAGUUCAUGUUUGAGGUGCAAGGCAAGGACGAGGAGGUGCUGAUCUGUCUUCAGCAGCAGGACAGGAGGAUCUGGAGGAAAAAUGGCAGGGGAGAAAAUCUGCCCAUUGGUUUUGAGGUGCUAAGGGUGGAGGUGAACCGCUGCAGCCGGGUGCAGUGUGUGGUGGAGCAGGCGGCCAGCUCUGUCUACAUGGACUCCCGCAGCGUGACGUGGAGGGGAGAGCUGGCUCCGGGCCGCUACGUUGUGCUGCCCACCACCUUCCUGCCGGGCGCCACCGGCCGCUUCCUGCUGCGCCUCUUCUCCAACUCUCAUAUCAGACUCUGGGAAUUGAGGGAAGACUUGCCACCACCCUCUUUGUUGCAGUGUUUUCUGCCUCAGCCUACAGUGGUGACCACAGUUCAUCUCCGCAGGGCAUCAGGACUCAGUUCUCCCAAACAUACCGCUCCAGAUGUUUAUGCUGUGGUGCGAUGUGAGAGUGACACCGUGAGGACACGGGUGUUCAAAGAAGACGGAAACCCUGAAUUCAACCUGAGAACCAUCUUCUAUAGAAGAUACCCCGACACACACAUCUCUGUUGAGUUAUGGGGCAGAGGCCCGCUGUGGGAUUCGCUGCUAGGAGGAUCUCCACUUCAGACGACUGACUCUGAGAAGAGCCGGAGCCAAGUGAUUGAUCUGCGAAGCAGUACCUCACACUCAGGAUUCAAACCUCGUAUCUAUGUCGAGACAAGUUCCAGCAUAUGCCUCACUGAUUUGUAACAGUGUGUGUAUGUUUGUCUAUGUUUGUGGAGAGCAGCAAUGAGUUAAACUAAAAAGCCCAUGAAAAUGUAUAACGUUAAAAUGCUGGGCAAUGGGCCGCUCGGUGGCGCAGUGGGUUAAGCAGCGGCUCAUAUACUGAGGCUACUAGUCCUCCUCCUGCAGCGGUCGCAGGUUCGAAUCCCGGCCUGCGCACCUUUGCUGCGUGUCGUCCCCAUUCUCUCUCUCUCUACCCCUUUCCAGUCUGUAUCUUCAAUAAAGGGCCACUAGACGCCAAAAAAUCUUUAAAAAAAAAAAAAAAAAAAAAAAAAAAAAAAAAUGCUGGUAUGUUCAUGGUUUUCAGUCAUGUGACUUUGUUGUUGUGAGCGACAUCUUGAGGACCGCCGUAAAUCCCCAGAAUUUCCAAAGAAUUGAUACAUUAGGAUUUGAUCCAUAUUUGCAAGUCAAGUGGACUGCUGAGUCCCCCAAAAUUGAGUAAAACACUGGCAAAUUUGACAUUACAGAUAUUUACAUCUACCUCGUCCACAAUCCCUCGUUACGUCGCAGAAGCCUACCAAUAUUUUACUUCAGGAUGAGUUAAUGAUCCCAAAAUGUAUCUUCUUGAGGCAAAAGAGAUGUUCUUGAUCACAGGAAGGAGAAAUAACGGUCUGUCAAACAAGUGAUUUUAACGUUAAAUAAUAGCGUGUUGGAUUUGGUCGGUGCUUCAAGUGAACGAUGUUGUUGGAAUAAGCGUAAUUCUCAUAACUCUCUGUAUCUUGUCCAGCGAGACUUCUUUUCAAAACAACAAAAAAGAAAAUCUCAACCUUGAAGAAGAUGGACAAAAACAUGUUUAGUCUUUUACAUAUCAUGAAGAUGAUAAUCUGAUGGUUGGUGCUUGCAUAAAGAGCAAGAAGUGGAGGCGGAGCCCACCGCCUUUAGGGAGUUCUCUGACAACUGACCACCGUCAUUGCACAUUCUCCUUUCAAUCGUAAAUUGUUGUGAUUCAAAGUUGGUCAGCCCUCGGGGGCUCCCUCCUGGCUCAGAGGCACAUCUGAUUAUGCUAGCAGUGCCCAAGCAUUCAUUUUUUCUCUCAUUCAUAGCACACCUGCCCAGCAAUAGGGUCCUCCAUGUUGGGAAUCACUGCUUUAGCUUGACCAGAUACAUCACAACGUUACUUACCUGAAAUAACACUGCAUAGUGUUUCGUUGGAUCCUUCAUGAUGGCAUCAAUCCAUUUCUGAGGACGUUCAGUUCUUUGAGAUUUACUGUUAUCACCAGAGGUGGGUAGAGGAACCAAAAAUUGUACUCAAGUAAAAGUACUGUUACUUCCGAAUAAUAUGACUCAAGUAGAAGUAAAAAGUAGUCAUCCAAAUAAUUACUUGAGUAAAAGUAAAAAAGUACUUGGUGAAAAAACUACUCAAGUUUUAACCAGGCAGAACUAGAACAACAUGAACUCAUAGAAACUCUGUGUGUGUUUGAGUCUGUGUAAAUGUGACAAAACAUGCAAAAACAAACAUUUUUCACAAAGAAUCACCCAGUGAUGUCAUGAGAUUGACGCGUACGAGGAUAAAAGGGAUAAAAGAAAAGUAACAGCUCAACGUAGCCUAAUGUAGCGGAGUAAGAGGAACAGUUUCUCCUUCACAAAUCUACUCAAGUAAAAGUAAAAAGUAUAGUGAUCCAAAACUACUCCUAAAAGUACAACAUUUCCCAAAACUUACUCAAGUAAAUGUAACAGAGUAAAUGUAACUCGUUACUACCCACCUCUGGUUAUCACAGCCCACAGCGCAGCAGAUAGACGGCAUAGUGGAAGUCGGUCCUAAUGAUGGCGUGGAACCGCUGUAUAAUAUCACAUGAAACCCAUGUAUGGGCCUGAUCUCAGAUAGGUGGGCUGAAAAAUGAGACCCCAAUGGGUGCUGAAUGGACUUAUGUCCAAGGAGGUUAUCCCACCUGGAUCCCACUUGUGCCAACCACAUCAACAAAUCCAAGAGGCCAUUUCAGCUGGGACCAGUAUGGAACCAGUAAACAAUCAAAUAUGGGGUCAUAUUUUUCAGCCCGUUUAUAUCUCUGAUGAGCCCCACACACAAAUGUUUGCUGGGAUCGAGUGUAGCUCAAAUUUCCUCUGAAAGUGUACAAUACAUUUUAAUUUUCGAAAUAAAAUAGAAAUAAAUACUUUAAUAAUGUAUUAUUUCUGCUGGUCAGACUUGCAGACACUUCAGCACUCAAUGACUAAAGUGAAGCUGCUCCCAGUGUUGGUUUUUGAAUUUUAAUUUACUGUAUUUAAUAACAUUUUUGUGUCACUAUUUUAUUUUAUUGUU
This is a messenger RNA of Cololabis saira (Pacific saury), 4992 nucleotides long. RefSeq names its product calpain-5-like. Gene Ontology annotation, molecular function: calcium-dependent cysteine-type endopeptidase activity. The coding region runs from base 570 to 2702 and encodes 710 amino acids. The record is from RefSeq and is a predicted model, not a curated record. The transcript is spliced from 15 exons. Gene Ontology annotation, biological process: proteolysis. Gene Ontology annotation, cellular component: cytoplasm. NCBI's taxonomy places the organism in Eukaryota, Metazoa, Chordata, Actinopteri, Beloniformes, Belonidae.